Molecule: messenger RNA, 1699 nt
Organism: Rhopalosiphum padi (bird cherry-oat aphid)
Lineage: Eukaryota; Metazoa; Arthropoda; Insecta; Hemiptera; Aphididae
Product: glyoxylate reductase/hydroxypyruvate reductase-like
Exons: 8
Coding region: 357-1343 (328 amino acids)
Cellular component (GO): cytosol
Molecular function (GO): hydroxypyruvate reductase [NAD(P)H] activity; hydroxypyruvate reductase (NADH) activity; NAD binding
Source: RefSeq, a predicted model, not a curated record
AUCCUUUAUACAUUUUAUAUUUUUGUCAGUGUCGGUAGUCGGUAGUACGUGAAUACUGAAUACUAGAAUAGUGAUUUAAAUGGUAUUGAUUUGUUUAUAUUAUAUUACUAUAAAUAGUGUAUUGUUUUUUAGGUGUUUAAAAAUUAAAACUAUUCAAAGAAGACUCUAGAUGUUUUUUGCUUUACCAAUUCUGCACCUACCAAUAAUUAUCUAAUCAUUUUUACCAACGGUGUGAUAACCUAAACACGGACAACAACCUGUACACGGUUUUAUAUUAUUGCGUUACAAAUAAUAACUAAUAAAUACCUAAUUAAAUCAUUGGAAGUAUAAAAACACGUUUUAGUACUUAUGCAGAAAUGUCAUCAAAACCAACGGUGUUGUUAUUACGUAAUGAUUAUCCUCAAAAAGCUGUCGAUUUAUUACGUACAAGGUGUAAUGUAGAAAUGUGCAAAUCUAGUAAAAAGGAUGGAAGUAUCAUCGCAGAAGAUGUUCUCGAAUGUGUACAGGGCAAGUUUUCAAUUUUCUGUCAUAACAACAGAAUUCUGAUAAAUGAACAGGUCCUGAAAGCAGCGGGACCCAGUCUUAAGGUGAUCGGUACCAUGUCUGUGGGAUAUGAUCACGUUGACUUGACAUCAAUGAAAAAAUACGGUGUACGUUUGGGAAAUACGCCAGGCAUUCUGACGGAAUCGGUUGCGGAAAUUGCUGUAGGUCUCAUUAUAGCCACUACCAGAAGGUUUUUCGAAGCGAACCGUGAAUUGAAAACUGGUGGAUGGAAGGAAUGGAUUCCCGGGUGGGUGUGUGGUAGAAGCAUAAAAGGAUCGGUCGUGGGCAUCUUAGGUUGCGGCAGAAUCGGCACGUCGAUCGCUGAGAAAUUGGUCAAUUUCAAAGUGUCCCAACUUUUGUACACCAGUAGAAAUGAAAAACCGGACGUAAAAGCCCUUGGUGGACAGUUGGUCACGGUGGACGAAUUGAUGGAGCGUAGCGAUUUUGUCGUAGUCGCUGCGGCUUUGAACGAUGAGACAAAAUUCAUCGUGAACAGAGAACGGAUCGCCACUAUGAAGUCCAAUGCAAUACUUGUAAACAUUGGUCGCGGACAGCUGAUUGACCAAGACGCUUUGGUCGAAGCUCUCAAGGAGAAAAGAAUCCGAGGCGCUGGACUGGACGUGAUGACACCCGAACCACUGCCAUUGGAUCAUCCACUUAUGGGACUGGACAACGUUUUGCUCCUGCCACACAUUGGUACGUCCACUUUGGAGUUGGAGGAAGAGAUGGCUGUGAUGACCGCACAGAACAUAUUGGCUGUAUUGGACGGUUGUCCUAUGCCAAACGAAGUGGUUUUUUAACGUUUCGGUAAUCACUGCUGCAACUCCCCAGUCCCCACACAAUCAUAAUAAUUUUCAAUCAUUGCAUUUUAAAACUUAUAAUAAUAUGUUUAAUAAUAUAUGUUACUAUCUGUACAUUACCAAAAUACCGAUUUUAAAGCACUACUUAAACGUAAUGAUAUGGUUAAUUUUGUUGUGUAAUUAAUAACUAUACUAAACUACUUAUACUUGUGUGUGUGACGAAUAAGAAAAAAUGACUACAGAGUAGUAUAUCUGUAGUACCUACAGAUCACUAAUAUCUGUAUUUUUUUAUCUCGAGUAUGUAGAUUGAUUUUUUUUUUUUAAUUAUUAAUAAAAAUACCCCCGGCAGCAUGUCA